Molecule: messenger RNA, 909 nt
Organism: Acanthosepion pharaonis
Lineage: Eukaryota; Metazoa; Mollusca; Cephalopoda; Sepiida; Sepiidae
Source: the annotation of a GenBank genome assembly
AUGGCCAUUUGCUUUUCUGGGAUCAUCAGUCUUCGAAUUUAUCUUUUCUUCUUCUUUUAUUUUUUUUCAAAUAUUUUGCAGCUAUACUCCAAAAUGUUUUUUUUUUUUCAAAUAUUUUGCAGCUAUACUCCAAAAUUCUUGUUCAUAUUUUCUUUCUUUUUACAUUUUCUAUCUUUUUUUUAUUCCCUUUACACUCUUUCCUUCUUUAUUUUUUCUUUCUUUAUUUCUUUGUCUUUCAUUAUUUCUUUCUUUUUACAUUGUCUUUUUUCACCCGUUCUCUUCUUUUUCCCUUCUUCCUUCCUUCCUUCCUUCCUUCCUUCCUUCCUUCCUUCCUUCCUUCCUUUUCCUUCCUUCCUUCCUCUUUCCUUCCUUCCUUCCUUUUUUCUUUCUUUCUUUCUUUCUUUCGUUAUUUAUUUAUUCAUUUGUCAUACAUUGUCUCUAACGAUUCUUCUAUUUUCUCCUUUCUUUCUUAUGACAUUGUCAUUUUUUUUCAGUUUUAAUUUCUUUUUUUGUACCUUUCUUUCUUUCUUUCUUUCUUUCUUUAUUUGUUAUUACAUUGUCUCUAAUGUUUCUCCCCUUUUAUUCUUUCUUAUUAUAAUUUUUCCUUUUACCUUCGUUCGUUCUUCAAUCCUUUUUCUUCUUUCUCCCUUUCUAUUUUUCUUUCUUUUUUAUUUUAUUGUCUCUAAUUUUUCUUCCAUUUUCUUCUUUCUUUCUCCCUUCGUGCUUAUAAUGGCGCUUAUAUUUCUUCCUUUCUUUUUCUUCUUUCUCUCUUUCCUAUUUUUCCUUACAUUUUUUUUUCUUUUCUCAGUCUUAGUUUCUUCGUCACUUUCUUUAUUUAUAACUGAUUUUUCUUUUAUUUCAGUGGAACGCAAUUACUCCGCCAUUAUGUUUCUCAUUUUUCUUCCAUAG